AUGACGCACCAAGAAAUCGCACAGGUUCGAAAGCCAGCACCCAGGUUUACCGCGAAAGCCGUUGUUGACGGCGUGUUUGAGACUGUCUCUCUUGACAGCUAUAUCCAGGACCCAGAAAUCAAAUAUAUCCUCCUCUUCUUCUAUCCGAUGGAUUUCACCUUUGUUUGCCCAACUGAGGCAUGUGUAGUCGCUAUUAUUGCUUUCUCCGAGAGGAUCGAGCAGUUCAAAGCGCUAAAAACGGCAGUCCUUGCUUGUUCCUGCGAUAGUGAAUACAGUCAUCUUGCAUGGGUCAACACGCCAAAAAAAGAAGGCGGCCUUGGUCCCAUGAAGAUUCCUCUUAUUGCCGAUAAAACUCACGAAAUUGCCAAGAAGUAUGGUGUAUAUCUGGAAGAGUCGGGGUUCUCCCUUCGGGGCUUAUUCAUCAUUGGUGGCGACGGUAUUGUGCGGCAGAUUACGAUUAACGACACACAAGUGGGUCGCAGUACCGAUGAAGCACUGCGUCUCAUUGAGGCGUUCCAGUUUAGCGACGAGUUUGGUGAAGUUUGCCCUGUCAACUGGAAAAAGGGUGCUUCGACAAUUAAGCCUGAGGUUACUGAGAGCAAAGAAUACUUUGGAAAACAAAAGUAA
Messenger RNA from Paraglomus brasilianum, 627 nucleotides. NCBI's taxonomy places the organism in Eukaryota, Fungi, Glomeromycota, Glomeromycetes, Paraglomerales, Paraglomeraceae. The record is from the annotation of a GenBank genome assembly.